Molecule: messenger RNA, 4821 nt
Organism: Colias croceus (clouded yellow)
Lineage: Eukaryota; Metazoa; Arthropoda; Insecta; Lepidoptera; Pieridae
Exons: 7
Coding region: 94-4557 (1487 amino acids)
Biological process (GO): 5S class rRNA transcription by RNA polymerase III; transcription initiation at RNA polymerase III promoter
Cellular component (GO): transcription factor TFIIIC complex
Molecular function (GO): DNA binding
Source: RefSeq, a predicted model, not a curated record
UACACAAAUAAUUUUUUAGGAAUAAAGUAAUAUUUUCAAAUAGUUUUUUAUUGAUAAAGUAAUUUAAUGUAUUGUCAAUUCUAGUUUUAUAUUAUGGCUGAAAAUAUUGGUGGAAAUAGUUUUUCCUUUAAUUACAAGAGUGUAAUCAUUGAUGAAAUUGCUUUGAAUGGUUUGGAAGGUAUCGGGUUUGAUUACCUGUGGAAACGCACAGAAAAACGUUUAAAUUGUUCUUUAACACCUAAAAUUAAGUGUAAAUUUUGGAAAUUUAUAACAUCUACAAAAUGCAUUACCUUUUACAAGUUGGCUUCCCCAGUACCUCUGCUUGAAAUUUUGGACAGAUUUUCAAUUAUUGAUGAAAACAGUGGACAGCUAUUAGACCCGCCAGAGUACCUUGACGGCCCGUAUGAAUAUUGUCCCAUAGAAUAUGAAUAUGGAUCAUGUGCUAAUUAUAAAACUAGAAAGAUUAUACCCCAAGAGAAAUUGCAAUCAAAAUCCUAUGAAGAAGUAUUUGAACUAUACGGCCAUAGACUGGUUAUGGUCGCAUCAUUGGAGGAACGAAUGCAUGCUCUAGCUCCACACAUGCCUAUGUCUAUAUUACUGUAUUUAACUGCUCUUCAUUAUUGCUUAUUGGAACUAGUCGGUAAAGGCAGGGAAAAUGGACAAAUGACAGUUGGAAACACUAACGUAGGUAAGAUAGUUAAAGAGCCGAAAUUCCUUUUCUAUAACAGAAAACACUUACAAGACUUAGAUUUGGUUAGAGUGCGAUGUCUUACCCAAGUAAUAGCAGAGAAAGGCACGAAGAGCUUAAUAUUGCGGCUGACACGAUUUCACCAACCUGAUAUUCUGUCUCAACCAAAACUUGGUAAAAUCUUUGAUUUAACUCAAUACCUCAUGAAUCAGCCUAAAUUCAGUGAACGAAAUGAAGUCAUCAUACGAAAAGGAUUUUUGACUCCGCAGCAAAGUAAACGACUACAAAAAACUGUCAAUAUUUUCGAUUUCGAUGAUAGAGAAGGGUUAAAGAAGAAGUGCAUAACGCUCAUAUCCCAAAGUGAUGAGUCCUCUCAAUCAGAAGAUGAAAGUCCUGAGCCAACGUUACAAUGCCAGUAUAAAGUUGGUGUCGGCCUAUUGAGACAGGCAUAUGAAAGGUUUCUGGAUGCUGGGUUAAAAGGUCUCACGCAAAUAGAAAUAGCCCAGUUACUUGGUGUUGAGUUCUACACUUCUAGAACAAUUUGUCGGAUUUUUAAACUCAAGAAUAUUGUACAGGAAUUUCUCGAAGAUAAAGGUCGUCAGAGAACUGCUAGAUACAUAGCUGUAGCAGCAACAAACGAAAUUAACUUCAAAUAUGCAGAAGAGAAAAAACAACUUAUGGAAUACUUAAACAAAAAUAGGAAACGCUGUAUUUCCGAAGAAGACAAAGGUAUUCCCGAAAAACGGGCAAAGCAUGAUGUUGAUACUGACAGCAUUGAUAAAAAAAUAAUUGAAUUGAAAGUCCUUGAUGGCCUAGAGGAGCAUUGUAAUAAAUCAUUACAAAACGCUAAAAAGAAACCAACACUACGACAACUAAAAUUUGCUACUGGCAUUUUAAAAGUAAUAAAAGAUCGCUGUUUCGUAACUGGAUAUCAAACGCUAUCCACGUUUGUUAAUAAGGAAACAGGAGAACCUCCCAUGGAUACGAAAUCGUUAAAACUAGUCAUUCAAAAGCUUAUGACAGAUGGACACUUGAAAGUGUUCAAAUUAAAGUUUUCGUGCCAAGAUAAAGAAAGAUAUUCCUUGUUCAUUUGUUCACCAAAUAUUAAAAAGACGGACCCCCUUGUAAAAUCACACUAUAAUGAUAUUUGUCACAAAGCAAAGCUAAAUUACAAAAAUCCGAUAAGAAAAUCCAGUCAAAUUAUAACUCGACCUCUUGCUAAUUUCACCUACCCGCGAUACUUGAAAAUUCAAAAGUUACAUGAACACAUUAUAUCAGUUGUACACUUUAGUGAUAUGAAAUUUAAUUUCGCACCAGGGUUUACUUCUUUGCAUUAUAUUAUACCGGAAAUGACCGUCGAGUUAGCUUUAGGCAAUAUGACUUUCGCAGGCGAAACAAACAAUAUUGGGCAACUAAAAUUACAAGCAUUAGAACAAAAAAUACGUGAUGCUCCUGAUAGUCUCAAGAAUAAUUUACUGUAUUCAAAAAAUUUACACAAUUCUAUAAGAAACAGUUUGAAAAUGCUUGCUGUUCUUGGACUAGUUCAAUUAAUUAAUGAACCAUCAUCAUGCGUCACUGAUGAUGGUGUGUACGUGAAUUUCGUAUUCUAUGUUAAUCGUCACGCUAAAAUAUUAGAUACAUCUGGCGUAUGGCCAAGAACUAAUGAAAACGCGGCAACUUUGGAAAAAUCCUACUUUUUUAAAACAUUUGACGACGUAAUUAAUUAUUGGAAUGAUGUUCAGGUAAUCAGUUUGAAUACAUCGAUAACAGGACUUAAACGUGAAAAAUAUAAAGGUGUGUACCCAUUACGUGACGAAGCUGAAGUCGUACAACAUGAUAAUGGUAACCGAUACGGCGAUGGGUUAGGUCCUUGUGGAUUCGACUCGUCUAUAUUUAUGGACAUACCUAGAUUAUGGCGUACAUACUGCAGCCGAAACUACAACACAAACAUCGCAAAUCUUUUGAAACCUCACAUUAAAUAUAGAAAAGGUUGCAAGCCAGGACCGAAAGAGGAGGGAAAAAAAGUUAUCAGAAGGAGAAGGAAACUCAAUAAACCACCUCCGAAGCCCAAGCCAGUCGACAUACAACCGGUGAAGAGACCUAGAAAUGACGCUGCGGUCAAAUGGACAAAACUGGAUGACCAAAUUUUAACUCUGUUAAAAAUAGUUAUUAUUAUAAUGAGCCCAGUACCAGGAUGUAUAAAAGUCAGAAAUUUAGUUGCUAAGACUCUUCUUUCUGCGAUCGGUCCGACAAAAGCAGCUUCACUGUGCCAUCGACGAUCAGCUCACCUCGAAAGUAAUCCCGAACUAAUGCAUGAAAAAAUGUGCAUAAUAAAUGAGCUUCGACGUCGACCACAUUUGACCCAAAAAUAUGAAGGCCUUUUAAAAGUUCUGAGGUUGAGACAUCAUGCAAAUUUGCUUAAAUUUGUCAGAGAAUCAAAAAUACCAAUUAUGGAGUUACUCUGGAUAGUAUACCAAAUUGCUAAAAACAAACCAUACCUACAUCGGAUUCCGUGCGUCGCUUCGAAUUUAGAGGAGUUUAACAAAAGUUUUACAAUCACGGCAACUGCCACCCAAAAAAUUAAUAGCAUGUAUAAAUCAUCGAUAGGCACUGAUCCAACUUUAGCGUCACUAAAAGAGGGUAUUGUCCUAACUAUCAUGACCUCAAUAGAUGAAGAAAAUACAAAAGAAACUGCAAAUAAGAUUUAUUCAAUUUUUAAAAACUAUCCAGAGACGCACUUGCGUGCUACCAUUGAAGAGCUUCGUAAGUGUGGAGCAAUCGCUGCAAGAGAAAAAAUAUUUAACACUUACUUGAAUAAAGUACAUAUAAAUGAUAUUGUUCAAUCAUGUUACAAAAUUUCAUUCUCUUACAAGCGAAGAUGGAUAAAUCGUCUCUGUUCACAAUUUGACGAAAAAUUAUAUGCAAUUAUUAAUGAUGAAAUUCCUCAAAAUGGAUUAAAAGGCUCGCCCACUGUGAAUUGUAUAUUUUUUGAAAUGCACACUACUGGCAUCUUAGAUAUCAUAACAGUAAAUGUGCCAGUAAUCAUCGGAUCUACAGGAUCGCUGAUUCAAGAAGAAAAAUUAAAUAUAAUUGACAUGGAAGCUAAAUAUAAGCUGAAAUCAGGUCUUGUUGGCUGCAAAAAUAUUUCAAAACUGAAAACAUUUUCAGAAUUAUACCAAACCUGUAAAUUCGAAGAACACUGCGCCAAUCUUGAAAGAUAUAAUCAAGUAAAUUAUAACAUUGAAGACUCAAAAAAACAACCAAAAGACCAAAUAAUUGUCUACUUACAAGGAAAAAAGGAAUAUGGCUGCACUUUUUCAGAACUUCAGAAUAUCACAAAUUCGGACAGGAAAUGGCUAAUGGUCAAACUACAACAUUUGGAAGAAAAGGAAGUCAUCAAACGCGUCGGAUUUUACGAAAAUAAAGUUGUGUUGAAAGAGUUCGCGAAACCGUGGCUCCUUGAGAUAAAUGAAAAUAUUUAUAUUUUACCUACACCUUGGUUAGAUCUUGAGGGGAAACUACGUCGAAACAUUUUCAUGAAGUGGUGCAGCGUAAUCAUGAACAAAAUAUUUGAAUGCCCCGGCUCCUCUUUGGAAUUUUUAUCGAACCUUUUUGAAUUCAUAACUACUAGAGCUGUACAAGAUGUGUGUAUGUUCUUGGAAAAAUGUGAAUGUCUCACAUUGAAAUGUCUUUCAAACGCUUCUGUCGAUCUUUUCUCAGAUGAUGAUGUUGCACCAGAAAUGUUAGAUUUUAAUCCGUAUGAUCCUCCUCAGACUAUAUUAGCAUUUCCUCUUAAAAAUUCGUUAACUACAUUUUCAUAUAUCAAAAAUAAAAUUUAUAAAGCAACUUUAAAUGUACAGAAUGUUUAAUGAUCAUUGUUUUAAGAGUUAAUACUGUGUGAUAGUAUAUAAUCUAUACUAAUAUUAUAAAGAGGAAUGGUUUGUAUGUAUGUAUGGUUUUCACGCAUAUACUACUGGACCGAUUUUGAUGAAAUUUGGCACAGAUGAUCUUUAGAGCCUGAGAAAGAACAUAGGCGAAAUAUGUAUCACGGGCGAAGCCGGGGCGGACUGCUAGAGGGAAACUCGUACUAUUAUCACGUUUUAUCAAAUAAUAAAAUUACAAUGUCUCAAAAA